AUGUCUCAAUCUACUGGAAAAGCUCGAAAGAAGUUAUCUCCCAUAGAAUCUUUUAAAAAAAUCUUUUAUUCUAAAAUUAAUCUAUUUUUGUUUUUCGUUCCCGUGGGAUACGUAGUGCACUUUCUUAACUUAAAUGCCAUACUAGUUUUUAUAGCAAAUUCUCUGGCUGUUAUAUCAUUGGGUUACCGGCUUAAUGAACUUACGUACUAUUUUGAAGAGCUUGAACAAGAAUUCAGUUCGACAAUUGCACAAUUAAUUACUGCAGUGUUGACAUUAGCAUGUAUUUCUCUAGUUCUACCUGCCGCAUUCAGUGUUUUUAUCCAAAAAAGUUCCAAUGAUAUUAUGGUAUUACGUAUAAGUUAUGGAACAUCAAUGUUAUACACCCAUAAAAAACUAUUUAAAUUAAGUCGUGAAGGCGAAGAACAUAUAGACACGAUAACGUCAUUAAUUUUGCUUGCCAUAAUGGCAGUGAUUAUGUUUUUUUCAGCCAUAUUUCUCGUAAAUUCAAUAGAUGGAAUUGUUGGCAUAAGUAAAACUUUUAUUGGGUUGAUUUUACUACCUAUAGUUUGUCAUAUUGCUAAGUUCAUUACCAUUGCCUUCGUUGACAUUGAAUAUAUUGAAUUCGAAAAAAUAUGUCGUGAUUGUAAAGAAAAAAUGGAAAAAAUGGCAACUAAAAAUGUAAAUAAUGCUGAAUGUGAUAAAUGUAAAGAAUUCAAUCUACCUGAAUGUAAAAAAAGAAUGAAGGCAACUACUAUUUUAUCUUCUAAAAGUUCAAUUCGAACCGCGUUACUUACUACCCCAAUCUUGGUGAUUUUGGGAUGGAUUAUUAGUAAACCUAUGUCUCUGAAUUUCCCACCAUUUCAAACUAUUUGUGUAGUUAUUGCAGUUAUACUCAAAAAUUACUUAAUUCAGAUGGCAAAUCAAAUUGGUUAG
Molecule: messenger RNA, 933 nt
Organism: Dentiscutata erythropus
Lineage: Eukaryota; Fungi; Glomeromycota; Glomeromycetes; Diversisporales; Gigasporaceae
Source: the annotation of a GenBank genome assembly